Molecule: messenger RNA, 9359 nt
Organism: Oncorhynchus nerka (sockeye salmon)
Lineage: Eukaryota; Metazoa; Chordata; Actinopteri; Salmoniformes; Salmonidae
Product: disks large-associated protein 2-like
Biological process (GO): signaling
Cellular component (GO): postsynaptic specialization; glutamatergic synapse
Molecular function (GO): molecular adaptor activity
Source: RefSeq, a predicted model, not a curated record
AUGAAGGCUCUAUCGGGCGGGCGGCCCAGCCAGCUCCAGAUCACCUCGGCUCACACCUGCGGCCUGGCCGACGGCGAACACUCCCUGGACCACCAUGACUCCCGCACCCCCUCUUACCUCCUCAGCCCCACAGAGAGCUGUCCCAUGGAGCACCACCGUCGCUGCUCUCCCCAUAGCUCCAUCCACUCCGAGUGCAUGGCGAUGCCCGUCUCCGUCUCCAUGGCCAACACAGAUCACUCCAUCUCCAGCAGCACCUUUCCCAGGAUGCAUUACAGUUCCCACCACGACGGUAGCGGGUCACGGGACAGUGGUGGUGGUGGAGGAGGUGGUGGGGGUGGAUCACGGGAUCGAGACGAGUGUGGCUCGUCACACGGCGGCAGCGGUAAGAUGAACAGAAUCCCGGCCAACCUGCUGGACCAGUUUGAGAAGCAACUUCCGUUACAUCGCGACGGCUUCCACACACUGCAGUACCAGAAGACGCAUACCACCACCACGGAGCAGCGCAACGAGAGCCCCGGGAGGAUCCGACACCUGGUCCACUCUGUCCAGAAGCUCUUCACCAAGUCACACUCCCUGGAGGGCUCGUCCAAGAUGAACGGCACCAAGGGGGACUCGCACCGGGAAGGCUCCCACCACCACCAUUCCAACCACCAUGGACACCACAAACACAGCAAGCGCAGCAAGAGCAAAGAGCGUAAGUCUUCAGACAGCAGCGGGAAGCAGCGCUCCGGGGUGGCGGGCUGGUGGAGCUCGGACGAUAACCUGGACAGUGACAGUACGUACCGGACGCCCAGCGUCAUGUCCCGCCAACAGGUGGACCACAUCAACCACUGCUACCCCGACUCUGUCCACAGCCACUACGGGGACCUGUCGCUCAAGACCUCCAAGAGCAACAACGAUGUGAAGUGUUCCGCGUGUGAGAGCGUGGCCAUGGCUCCUGAAGGGAAGUUCAUGAAGAGGAGCUCCUGGUCAACGCUGACUGUCAGCCAGGCCAAGGAGGCCUACAGGAAGUCUUCCCUAAACCUGGAGAAACCCAUGACGCCCACAGACCUCAAGCCCAACCUCAGGCCCUGCCACUAUCUACAGGUACCUCAGGAUGAGUGGAGUGGUUACCCAGGGGGAGGUAAGGACGAUGAGAUCCCCUGUCGGAGGAUGAGGAGCAGCAGUUACGUCAAAGCCAUGGGUGAUGAGGAGAGUGGAGAGUCUGACUCCAGCCCCAAGAUCCCCGUGAAGACGGUCCGGCCAGACGCCCUGGUCAAGUCUGUCAUGCAGAGACCACUCCUAGACUCCCAGAGCUCUUACCGGGUGGAUAAAAUGAACAGUGACGUGCGGAACUACAUCACCAAUUUUGCUGCAGACUUAAGUCAGAACUACCACUUGCAGGCCUCAAGAGACAUGCACCCCCACCACCACAGCAUGGCCCUGGAGCCCUCCACCAACUACAACUCCCAGCAGCCACCUCUCCCAGCAGCCCAGUUCCGCUCCAGGAACCAGAGCUACAUGCGGGCGGUCAGCACUCUCAGCCAGGCCAGCUGUGUUAGCCAGGUCAGCCAGGUGAGUGAGACAGAUAUAAACGGUCAGUUUGAGUCCGUAUGUGAGUCGGUGUUCAGUGAGGUGGAAUCCCAGGCUGUGGAGGCUCUGGACCUGCCCGGCUGUUUCCGGACACGGAGCCACAGCUACCUGAGGGCCAUCCAGGCUGGCUACUCCCAGGAUGAUGACUGCAUCCCCACCUUGACCUCCUCCACUGUCACCUCCACCAUCAGGUCCACCACAGGGAUCCAGUUCCGCCUUCCCUCUACCUGCACCAUUGAUCGGAUGACCCACGAAACCCCAGCGGUCACGUACACGAACAACUACAAGAAGACGACCCCUCCGCCGGUCCCACCCCGCUCCACCUCAGGCUCCAAGCCCCUCAUCUCCGUCACUGCCCAGAGCAGUACAGAGUCCACCCAGGACACGUACCAUGAGGGCAGGCACCCUCGAGGGUGGGGGGACGGGCUGGGCCUGAGCCUGAGCCUGGGCAGGGCCCUGUAUAACUCCACAGACAGCCUGGACAGUGCCAAGGCCGUGACCAUAGCCAUGGAGGCAGCUGGGCUGAGGUCUGGGAAGAGGCACCCGUCCACAGACCGUCACAGUCACAGCUCAGUGAUGACCUGUGAUAAAGCCAUCCUGGUGUCCAAGGCUGAGGAGUACCUCAAAACACCACGCUCCUCCAUAGGGAUACAGGUGGAAGCAGCCACCGACUCGGAGUCAGAAAGUAAAGGGUCGAAGGAAUACCAUUCUGUGGGGAUCCAGGUGGAAGCUGACAGACGAGGGCAGGGCAGGUUGAAGCGCUCCAACAGUGUAACAGCCUCUGUGCAGGCUGACAUGGAGAUGGAGGGGUUUCCCACCAUGGAGGACAAGGGCCUACAGUUUGGAGGGGGCUUCCUAGGGGGGCACUCUGAGCCCAGCACGCCCACCCAGUAUGGGGUGCGCACCGUCCGCACCCAGGGCCUCUUCAGCUACCGGGAGGACUACCGGACCCCUACGGAGCCCCCUUGCCCCCAGCAGACCUCCAACGAGACUACCUGGCAGCUAGAGCCCCCCUCCCCCAGGGAGCCAGCAGAGUCGUCUGGCGAGUCGGGCCGGACGUCCCCCGCCUUGCGGAGGGAUGGAAGCUGGUUCAUGCAGCUGCUCCACGCAGAGACCAAGAGGAUGGAGGGAUGGUGUAAAGAGAUGGAGGCAGAGGCGGAGGAGAACGACCUCUCUGAGGACAUCCUAGGUAAAAUCAGGAGUGGGGUGGGCAGUGCUCAGCUCCUUAUGUCUCAGAAAUUCCAGCAGUUUUACUGGUUGUGUCAGCAGAACCUGGACCCCAGUGCCAUGCCCCGCCCCACCUCUCAGGACCUGGCUGGAUUCUGGGACCUCCUGCAGCUGUCAAUCGAUGACGUCACCGCCAAGUUUGACGAGCUGCAGCAGAUAAAGAACAACGACUGGAGGCCCGUGGAGAAGAGCCCAGAGAAAAGGUUACCACCUGUCGCACCAAAGAAGUCCAUGAUCGGGAAGAGAGGCGUGACACGGGAGAAGUCUCUUGACCUUCCAGACCGCCACCGCCUGGAAGCACGCAGGAGGCUGAUGCAGGCCAAGCGGGCGGCUUCCUUCCGUCAGAACUCGGUGUCAGAGAGAGCAGACAGCAUCGAGAUCUACAUCCCUGAGGCCCAGACUCGCCUUUGAGAGGACUGGGACAGGGGUCACGGGUGAGGGGCGUCUCCCCCCUCAGACUACCCCUCAACUAGACUCUCCUUUAACUAGCCUUUUUUCUAGACUAUCUACUGUACACUUCCCUCCUUUAUCUGUCUCCUCAUGACUUCACUAUCAUCACCUUCGGAGUUCAUCUCCACUCCAGGCCUCACUGAGUAGGAUAUCACAAAACUCCUCUUCCAUCAACAGAUAUGUAUUAGUAGAUAUACACUGAGUAUACUAAACAUCAGGAACACCCCCCCUGCCGCUUUUCCCCUCAGAACAGCCUCAAUUCGUCGGGGCAUGGACUCUACAAGGUGUCGAUGUGUUCCACAGGGAUGCUGGCCCAUGUUGACUCCAAUGCUUCUCACAGUUGGCUGGAUGCCCUUUGGGUGGUGGACCAUUCUUGAUACACACAGGAAGCUGUUGAGUGUGAAAAACCAAGCAGCGUUGCAGUUGUUGACACAAACCGGUGUGCCUGGCACUUACUACCAUACUCCGUUCAAAGGCACUUAAAUGUUUUGUCUUGCACACUCACCCUCUGAAUGGCACGCAUACAAAAUCAUGUCUCAAAAGCUUAAAAAUCCUUCUUUAACCUGUCUCCUCCCCUUCAUCUAAACUGAUUUGAAGUAGAUUUAACAAGUUACAUCAAUUAGGGCUCAUAGCUUUCACCUGGACUCACCUGGUCAGUCUAUGUCAUGGAAAGGGCAUGUUUUGUAUACUCAGUGUAUAUCUAAGAAUUGGUUCAUCAUUGGUUCAUCUUCUCCUUGGUUUUCCCAUGAAAAAGUUUUUUGUUACUGGAAUAGUGUUACAUGAUAGAAUAGCCAUCCCCCAAAACUCUCAUUAAAUUAUUCUGGAAGGGUAUGUAUGUAUAUUUCAACAUUUGCAAAGUGCAAUUAAAAAAUGUAGCUUUGAAACCUACCAGCAACCGGAGAGAAUACAAACCCAGUUACGAAUUGAUGACCCCAUGAUGAGUCCAACUCUUGGUGGAAACCCCUACAAUUAUCCUACUGUUGUUUCCAAUUGUGUUCACAAGAUAACAAUCACAAAAUGAUUCAAGUGAACCUAUUUGAAAGUUUGAAAUACCUCAACUGUACAUGCCGCACUGUAGCUUCUGACCAAGAGGCAGGUGGGUCAUCCCUUCUGAAAUGUUUAUUUUAUGCACUCACAGUAAGCUCUGGUUAUGUUAAAGUCGUCAAAGUUGGAAAAUUCAGCUUUCUACACAGUCAGGUAAAGGUCAAGGGUCAUGGUAAAAAAAAAAGUGAUUUAAAAAUGUCUAAAUCAUUCUCAUUACCUUUCUCCAUUCCACACUAUACUCUACAUUUUCCUAUACUAUUGACAUUUCACAUGCAAUGACAUUUACUUGAAGCAGACAACAUGUAAUACUUUUUUUUCAGAAAAAUAUUUUACAUCAUUUCAUUGCAGUGGAAAAAAUGCUAUGGAAGGUUUGCGUAGCUCUUUAAAUCAAAUAUACGGAAAAUAAUGCACUUUUGCACUUAUCAUUCUCUGUAUUUCCAAGGGAAAUGUAAAAACAAAGUUCACAACAGUAUUGUUGUAUUUGAAUUGUAAGAGAGGAAAUUAAUAUUCUUAAUCACGUGGUUGAUUUUUCACCUCAAUCUCUCCAUGCCUUCCUACAUAUCGUGUUGUAUCAAAGUAGUGCUGUCAUUUCUGCAAACAUCUAGCCCAUCUCCUACCCUUGCUGCCAACCCAGGAAUAACAGUGUCUGUUCAAACAACACAUAAGUUACAUUGUUUCAUUGAUUAGAACGCAGCUUGCACAAUCUUGGAGAACGUUUCUAUUGUCGAUUACCUACCAGACAAGUGCAGUGUGUGAAAAGUAUUUGUACCUUUUCUAGGAACCGCUACAAGGUAAUACUGUGAAACAGUCCCAGAGGGAAGAGGUAUGAAGGAAGAAACCUCUCCAGGAUUUGAUUUAGUGACUAAUGCUUUUUGAUACCGGCUGAUAACAAAGACAUGAAAAAUGUGACGUUGUAGAGAUGGACUUGUUCUCUUGUGUGUGGAUGGCACUGCAGGGAAUAUGAGUCAUUGGAACACUGGGGUUAUUUUCCCCUCACACAGCUCAGACAUGUACUCCAGAGGCCUACUGUGAUGUAGAAGUGGAGGGGACUGUAUAGUGCCUGGGUCACAGUAACACAGUGAAUGGUAGUGACCAGGGUUUGGAUCAGUUCCCGUAAGAGGCUAGAGGAGGCCUGAAAAGCCCUGGGACUAGAGUUGUUGGGGUGAGGGAUGAGGUGUGUUGAUUUGAGGGGCACUUCUCUUCUCUACUGAAUCUGACUAAUACUGUGCACUGUAGUGGAGUAUAAACUCGAUUACCCCUCGUGAUGACAGGCUAUCACAUACUUGACAAACCUUGAAACCCCUCUGCUGUUGUAGGAUAUGUUAAAAGGUGAUAUUACACUGAUAGCCACGAGGCUAGUCAGCAUCAGCAUUGCCAAUCCUAUUGUAGCUGAGUUAUCUAAUGUUAUCUAAGACUGCAGACAUCAGGACAGGCUGAUUCUGCUGCAGACUGGUGUCUAUUUUUACUAAUAGACUGGAAUUGAUUUCAUAGGUUAUAUUUUGGGGUAAUGAGCCAAGUCACUGGUGCUACUUUUUGCUCAAUCGAUCCAGUACUGGGUAAACAAUCAAUGCAACACUUACAGUAGCACUCUCAUCUAAUUGAUACGGCUCUAAACUAUCUAUUUUUGGGACUGAGAAAAUGAUGAUUGUUUAUUUUUGCUAGUAGGCUGCCUACGCCUGGCUUCUAUUGUAACUGGUGCAGAGAGAAAGAGACUUGUCUUGCUGCAGUCAGAGCACUGUACCUUUCAGCGGUCUGGAGUCACUUUGUGUCCUGUUUGUGUUGAAGGAACAGUCUUGUUGUGGCACUUUGUUGACAGCUUCAGGAACAGUGUGACUGGAAGGUCACCAUGCCUCCGAGUCCACUCGCCAAUCGCGCCACAGAGACAUGACCCCACCGUCACCUUCUCAGUGGCCCAACAGUCACUAUGUGUCAUCUGUAUGUCAUCCUUACAUUGCUAGAAGAUACUGUUUUGAUAGCCUUGUCCUGGGGGUCAGUUCAAUUAUAGAUGUUUGGAAACGACAUAAAAAAUGCACAUUUUAGAGGACAUUUUGAAAUGUUUUGCAUUUUCUUUUGAUCAUUUUAUCUUUACCUCAUAUUUUAUAAAAAUGAUUUAUGUCUUCCAUGGCUUCAUUUUCUAUCAUGACUAGUUAGGGUGGAUGAAACGAGUGUGAGUGUAGAAACAUUCCCUUCCCCGGGGAGUGAAGAUCUGGCUGCUGUCUGCAUACAUCUAUCUCAGUGAUGUCAUUUCGUUGGAGGGAGGGAACCAACCUAGCCAAAAUGACAGGGUAUAGUAGCUGUAGUGCACCGUUAUCUGUCGUGCAGGAAGCCAGGAUCUGUGUUGGCAGGUUAGCGAUGUUCCCCUGCUGUUCCUACUUCCUACAGUUUUACACAGACAGACGCGCAGCAGUGGCAGAGAAAGACUCACACUGACACAUGCUGACUUAGGGGAGGCUGGGAUCUCUGCUUUGAGGUGUACUUGGUGUUGUUCCAUGCUGCAGUAGUUCUGUAGGUGGAUGGAGAUGGUAGCUGUGAUGGAAGUUGUGAUGGGGUUUUCUCAUAUACCCCAGUGUGCUGGUUACAGAAAGGGGGCUUAAUUAAGUGUCAUCCCUUUAAGGUCCUUGGAAAGAGCUACCAGACUGCCUCAAAGGCCCUUGAAAGCAAAAGUGCUGAUGGUUGUACUGUACUGCCUCUACUGUUGAGGAUAACAUGGUAAAUCACAGCAGUAUGUGGGUUACAUAGAUCUGGUUCGUCUCUAUAUCAGCCCUGGCAUCCCUGGAGGAUACACUCUGAUAUCCUCGCUGCUUCUUUUACUGUGUGUCAUUGAAAUGACAGAGGUGUGUGUGUGUGUGUGUGUGUGUGUGUGUGUGUGUGUGUGUGUGUGUGUGUGUGUGUGUGUGUGUGUGUGUGUGUGUGUGUGUGUGUGUGUGUGUGUGUGUGUGUGUGUGUGUGUGUAUUUUUAUGCAAAUUCGUCAGGGUUGGUGUGCAAGCAAGCAUGUGAGUUUGCUUCUAUGAGUGUGUGCCAAAUAUUUUAAAUUCUCUUCUCUUCCUCUAUUGUUUGCCUUAGUGAGACAGCUGUCCACUACUUUGGCUCAUAUUUCAGACGUAUUGUCUCCUCUACAGUACCAUUUCCAAUUGGAUUCCAUCCAGAUAACCCUAAAUGCUCAUUCAUAGCAGCAUUAUGAAUGGUGACAUGAUGGCCUAAGGAAUGGCAAGUAGCCCAGGUAGAGAGCCAGCAACUCUGAUUGAAAGUUCAGAUUCAAUCUAUACACCAUGGCUUUAGCAGCAUAUUCAUGCAUAGCUUAGCUUCUUUUUUUUCAAUGCUUUUAUGUCUGUGUGAUGAAUAUUUGACAGGUCGAGGGGAAAUUAAAAAGUGGAAUACACAAUUUUACAUAGAGGAUCGGAGGAGUUUAUAGUGGAUGUUCAGUAUUGAAAAGCAGGAUGCUUUUUUUUACUACCCUUCCAUUUAUGAGAGUAAUUCUGUACUCUGCAUUUGAAUUACUCACUAUAAUGUUCCAUUUGAUACAUACCAGUGCCAUUUAUAGAAUAACAAAUUGUGCUAUAAAAAUGUAUCUAUCCUGCCACAGACAACCAUCAGUUCUCCACUGUUGGUAAAACUAGAUACUUUCAGGAUACUCUGCCCUUUUCUGAGCCCACCAUUACAUAGCUGUCAUCAAAGGGUUGUAUUGCUGUUUAUCUGCCUGCUUUUGCUGUUCUUCGCUUGUAAGUACAACUCACAGUGCCAUUUGAGUCCUUUAGAUGGCGCUCAACUUAUUUUUUAUGUGUAAAAAAAAAAAAAAAAAUGACAUGGCGAUUUCUAAUAUUUUUUCCACUUGAUUUGUUACCCAUGAUCUUUUCCAUGACCACAUAUUGUUUCUGUAUGUCCUAAUGUGUCAUGACAGUAACUCUUGCAGAAUACACAUGGACACCAGAGGGUGUUUGUGUGUCAUUUAAAACCAGGCAGUUAUAAUACCAGGCUAUAAUGUCCAUGGGAUAUUGUGUCAGCUUUUGUGGUUAUAGGGGUUUUGUGCGAGGUGUAAAAGGCCAACUAAUUGGGCAUGAAUUGUCUGGAAAAUAAAGUCACUGGUAGAUGUAGUUUGUUUUACUUUUUAUUUUGAUUUAUCGUCUUCACAUAAAGCCGACUGAAACUGGUACCACAGAUAAACAUAGUAUUUAGUUUAGCUUCAUUCUAAUGAAGGCAGCAGAAAAAUAAUGCCAUAUUCGUUGAUUAGGCAAAUGUGGAACUGCCAACUUCUGUAGUUCGCCACUCUUCUAUCACAUGCUGUGAUGUUUAUUGUUCAUUCGCAACAAUCACAUGUCCUUGUUUCUCCCAAAAAUGAUGGAUUGGGGUCUAGGACAGUUCCUCUUCAUCGAUGGCCACACUACAUGUUUGUUUGUCUAUCUGCUUUUAGUAAAUAUGAAAUCUUUUGACGGGACUUUUUCUUGAAAAUAUUGACAUUGUAGAGAACCAUCAAGAUAGACUUUUACACCACUUCCUUGGUCUCGGAAUGUGAAAUGACUCAAAUUACUAGACAAAUUAAAAAGGUAGUUGUUUAGCGAAAACUAUUUUCAUCUCUUGUAUAUCAUAUCUAUAGUGAGGAUGAAUAUAAUGCCAAAUAUUCAUUAUUUGUAAAUAAAUAUAUAUAAAUAUAUUAAUAUAUAAUAUAUGCCUCAUUGAAACUGCUUUUAUUAAUUUUCUGCUUUUAUUGAUGUUUUGUUAUCAAUUUGUUCCUUUGUUCUGGUUAUUUUUGAUAAGCUGUUAUGAUGGCAUGCAAAAUACUGAUACGGAAUGUAUAAUUUGUUUAUUCAUUGUCUUUUAGUUAAUACUGUUACAUUUAUAAAUUAAUUAUUCACCUGUUUAUCAAAGAUGCAUUUAUAUAUGUUUUAUAAAUUAUAGUGUUUACUGAUUUUCUCACUGUAUUUUUUUCUGUUAUUUUAAACACAUCACUGUAGUUCUGUAUUUUACACAUUUUUUUGAAUUAACUCUUUGAAGAUUUUGCCUCUUAAAAGCAGUUUAAUCAUUGCCGAUAUCAUCUGAUGUAAAUACUUCUGCAAUUAAAUUUUUUGAU